Messenger RNA from Cetraspora pellucida, 486 nucleotides. The record is from the annotation of a GenBank genome assembly. Lineage: Eukaryota; Fungi; Glomeromycota; Glomeromycetes; Diversisporales; Gigasporaceae.
AUGCCAAAUGUAAUGGAAUCACAUUUAGCUAAUGAAUGUUCCAGUUGUCCACAAGAUGUACAAAAAUAUUGGCAGAAUAAAUUUGAAAAUCGAAAUAAUAAUUAUCGAAGAACUUCAAAUACAAAAUGUCACAAUUCAAUAGAUUCUGCAUGUGCUAAUUUUACAACAAUUCCAAUUGAUUUAUCCUUACAAGAUGAUAUAUUCAAUGAUAACGAAUCUUGUAUUACAAAUCAAAAUAUUUCAACUUCUGUUUUUAUUCCGAUGAAUUCUAAUAUAUUUAUGACUUUUGAGACAAAGCUUAAUAUCGAAGAUAUAGCAGACCUCACUUUGUCUUUUUUUAAUUUUAAUAACAUUGAAUCGUGUUAUGAAAAAUUUCAAUUACAAUCUAGACCAACAUCAAGCCAAGGCCGUGGAAAUAUGGACUUUGAAGUAUCGAAUAUUGUUGAUGAGGUCUUAGGAAAUGAAACUGACGAUAAUUAUUUUUAA